AUGACGGACGACGCUGCAUCCACCACCGCUGAUAUGCUCAAGGUGUUCAACGACAUGCCCCCCUCGUUCUUUGAAGGCGUCUCCCAGGCGCUGAGCAGCCCCGUUUCGAGCUCGAGCAACCCCGAGGACGCGUCUUCCUCCCCUCCUCUGGCGCCUCCCUGCCCCUCCCCCACAACCAACAAGGACAUCAACACCGACGCCAGCACGAACCAGCCCAGCCCCGCGCACCCGACUGUCGCCCCGGCCCACGACAUGGAGAACCAGGCGCGCGACGAGUUUGACGCGGCUGCCGAGGUCAUCCACUACGACGCGCAGCGCGAGCUGGUCGCCGAAUGGGAGGCGCUGCAGGUCGAGACGGCGACGCACGUCCGCGCGUUCAGCGAGCAGGUCCUCUCGGACGCGUUCAAGCUCGUGCACGACUUCAGCCGCGCGAUGUACCAGAAGACCGAGGAGACGCGCAUCCAACUCGAGGAGACCGUCAAGGCCAUUCAGACCGAGGAAGGCAAGCAGGAACGCGCCGUCAAGCGCAUGAGGUCGUACCUCCGUCUCAGGGCCGAGGCCCGCGACCAGCUCGCGUCCUCUGACGAGGAGUAG
Molecule: messenger RNA, 594 nt
Organism: Apiotrichum porosum
Lineage: Eukaryota; Fungi; Basidiomycota; Tremellomycetes; Trichosporonales; Trichosporonaceae
Exons: 5
Coding region: 1-594 (197 amino acids)
Source: RefSeq, a predicted model, not a curated record